Molecule: messenger RNA, 3150 nt
Organism: Ascochyta rabiei
Lineage: Eukaryota; Fungi; Ascomycota; Dothideomycetes; Pleosporales; Didymellaceae
Product: Aspartate--tRNA ligase
Exons: 1
Coding region: 1-3150 (1049 amino acids)
Biological process (GO): aspartyl-tRNA aminoacylation
Cellular component (GO): cytosol; aminoacyl-tRNA synthetase multienzyme complex; cytoplasm
Molecular function (GO): aspartate-tRNA ligase activity; RNA binding; ATP binding
Source: RefSeq, a predicted model, not a curated record
AUGCCCAUGGCACUAAAAAAAGCGCUGGAGAGGCUCAAGCCAGGCCACAGCAGCCAUGGCUCCGACGACGACAGCGGCAUCAAGUCAUCUAGCGGCGUGAAUACGCCAGUCUACUCGACUGCCAACGGCAGAGCCCAGUCACCGCAGGCCACGCCACGCUCGUCUGGUAUCUUCGCCCACAGGCCAAGCGGUGAGAUGAAGCGCGACCAGAUUGCCUCUCCUGCGGACAGUAGGUCGAGCCUCGAUCACGGUACCGCCCCGCGCAAGUCCAUGACCGGUGUCUUCCACCGCGGCACGCAGAGCUCCAGCCGAUCCGGCUCGAAGGAUCGCAAGCACGAGAGAAGCGGCUCACUCUCCACCCACGGCCCAAUGCGAGCUGUCAAGGAGAAGCUUCACAUCGCAGACUCAUCCAGCGAUGAAGGCAGCGGCCCCCUCAACCGAGAUGGUGAACACAUGUCUCGCAACCAGCUGCGCAAACAUGAGAAGCACGCACAACAGGAAGAGCGCCACAAGCAGAACCAGGAGAAGGAAGCAGAAAUCGAGAGGAGAAGGAAGGAGAUGGAGGAACAAGCAAACGCCGAAUUGACGCCAGAGCAAAAGGCGAAGUACGGCUCAGUCCCUCCUAACAGCUAUGCCGGCGAGUGGAAGCACCAACAGCGCGCCAACAUCCAAGAUUUCUCCGCUGAUGAUAUCGGCAAGGAGGUCAUCUUCCGCGCCCGCAUCCACCACCUCCGCAAGAUGAGCUCCAAAUUCGUGUUCUUCGUGUUCCGUCAGCAGCUCGCCACCAUUCAGGGCGUCCUGAUGGAGCACUCAGAUAUUUCCAAGUACAUGCUGUACUGGGCAGAGCAUCUCGAGGUUGAAAGCGUGGUCCUCGUCAAGGGCAUCUUACAGGCUCCCAACUCAAAGCAGGGCGAGGUCACUGGAACCACCAUCCACGACGUCGAAAUCUCCGUGCAUGCACUGCACGUCGAAGCGGAGAUCUCCGACCAUCUCCCCUUCAACGUAUACGAAGCCGAAGUCACACAGGCCGACGUCGAUGCUGAGCUUGCUCAGAACGACCACAAGGAGGGACACAACCGCGUCAGGAUUGCAGACAGAACACGCCUGAACAACCGUAUCAUUGACCUACGGUCAACCGCAUCGCAAGGUAUCUUUCGCAUCCAGUCUGGUAUCUGCAAUCUCUUCCGUCAAGCUUUAGACGAACAGGGCUUUAUUGAGAUUCACACACCCAAGCUGCAGGGUGGUGCCACCGAAUCCGGCGCCAGUGUGUUCAAGGUCGAGUACUUCAGCCGUGGAGCCUUCCUUGCCCAGAGCCCUCAGUUGGCAAAGCAGAUGGCUAUUUCUGCAGACUUUGGCAAGGUUUAUGAAAUUGGUCCAGUGUUCCGUGCCGAAAACAGUAACACAUACCGUCACUUGACGGAAUACACUGGUCUGGAUCUUGAGAUGCAGAUCGACGAACACUACCACGAAGUCCUUCGUGUUCUCGACCGCACGUUCAAGACCAUCUUCAAGGGCAUCUACGAGCGUUUCCGCCCUGAGAUAGAGGUUGUGAAGAAGCACUUCCCCCACGAAGACUUGGUUUGGCUGGACCAGACCCCUAUCAUCCCAUUCGCAGAGGGUGUGCGCAUGUUGAACGAGUCAGGAUGGAGGGACGACAACGGCAACCCUCUUGACGAGAAUGAGGAUUUGGGUACGAGAGACGAAGUGCAGUUGGGUCGUGUUAUCAAGGAGAAGCUCGGCACUGACUACUAUGUCCUGGACAAAUUCCCAGCCAACGCGCGACCAUUCUACGCCAUGCAAGACCCGAACAACCCCGAGCUCACCAACUCGUUCGAUAUCUUCUGUCGUGGGCAGGAAAUCCUCAGUGGCGGUCAGCGCAUCCACGACUCCAGGCUGCUGUUGGACAAGAUGUCCAAGCUCAAGAUGGACCCUUCGACUAUGGAAGAGUACAUCCAGGGCUUCCAGUGGGGUGCACCACCUCACGGUGGUGGUGGUAUCGGUCUGGAGCGUAUUCUCAUGCUCUUGUUGAACCUUGGAAACAUCCGCCACGCUUCUAUGUUCCCUCGUGAUCCCAAGAGCCUGCCUGAGAAGCCAGUCGUCAAGCAGCUGCGCCAUCCAGAUGCGAGCACUAUGCAUCCUCCUUGGGAAGGACAAGAUCGUGUCAUGGCCAAGAUCGACUUGCAACCCAUCGAGAAGCUUAUCGCCAAUUAUGGAGACGCGACCAACACAUCGUGGCUCGAGCCUCGCACAGAGGUUUGGCGGGACCAGAACACUGGUGCGGCAGUCGGGUUCGUACCUCAGGAUGGCUUUGCUAUCACUGUCGGUGACCCGUUGUGUCACGAAUCUCAGUACCUCAAGACCAUGACUGGCUACCUGAAAUACAUCAAGAAGGAGCGCAACCUCAAGCCACUUUGGCUCCUGGUGGGUGCCCCCGUAGAAGAGGUCCUUGCUACAAAGUUCAACUGGCGAACAUUCUCCGUCACUGGUGAGCAGCGAGUGGACCCGGCCCAUAAUCCUGCGGACAAGGAUGCAGACGUACAGCGCAAGAUUCGUCAUGCCGAAAAGGAAGGCGUCAAGAUCAGCGACUACUCUAUUGGUACACCGCCACCACCAGAGGUCAAGAAGCAGGUCGAUGCUCGUGUCGAAGACUGGUUGAAGGGCCGCAAGGGUCGUCAGGUACACUUGACCAACAUCCACCCAUGGCAGGACGAGGAGCACCGCCAGUACCAUAUUGCACAUACUCCCGACGGCACAAUUGCUGCCUUUGUCGCAAUGGCACAGCUCUCACCCGACCAUGGCUGGCAAGUGAAGUACUCGCUCGACUUCCCCAACGCCCCCUCAGGCUCCAUCGAGUACAUUGUCACGCACGCGCUCAAGGCCGUCGCCGCUUCUGGCGCUGAGUCUGUAACCUUCGGUGGAGGCGCCAGCUCCAAAUUCACCCCGGGACACAAUGUCAAGGGCACUCGCGUCAAGGUGCUUAGCCGCGCCUACCACGCCAUUGCGACCGAGCUCAAGCUCACCAAUAAGACCGAGUUCCGUGAGAAGCUUGGUGCCAUUGAUGACCCGAGCUACAUCUGCUACCCGCCGCACGGGCUGGGCCCCAUGGCAAUCAAGGCUAUCUUGAACUUCUUUGAGGACGACGACAUGUAG